Molecule: messenger RNA, 1207 nt
Organism: Rhodamnia argentea
Lineage: Eukaryota; Viridiplantae; Streptophyta; Magnoliopsida; Myrtales; Myrtaceae
Product: 2-oxoglutarate-dependent dioxygenase AOP3-like
Exons: 3
Coding region: 59-1015 (318 amino acids)
Molecular function (GO): dioxygenase activity
Source: RefSeq, a predicted model, not a curated record
CCAACAUAUAGAUCACAUCUGUCAAAGGGCAAAGUCUCUUAACACACCUUCACCAUCAAUGGGUUCUCUUAUUUCCCCCGUUGUUCCGGUCAUCGACUUCAACAACAAGGACUUGAAACAAGGGACAAGCUCAUGGGCUUUGGCGAUGAAACAAGUGUGCCAUGGCCUUCAAGAGUUCGGUUGUUUCGUAGCUUUGUACGACGGCGUUCCUCCGGAGCUCGACGGCUCAAUCUUCAAGGCCACCGAUGAGUUGUUCAGCCUCCCCACGGAGAUCAAGAGCCAGAAUGUCAGCGACAAGCCUUACCACGGCUAUGUCGGCCAAGUCUCCCUCAUUCCCCUCCACGAAGGCUUGGGAAUCGACAACGUUACGGAUCUGGAAGAAGUGGGCAGGUUCACCAAGCUCAUGUGGCCCGAUGGGAACGACCACUUCUGCGAGGUUGCGUACUCUUACUCAAUGAAAGUGGCUGAGCUAGAUCAUAUGGUGGUGAGGAUGAUCUUUGAGAACUACGGCGUGGAGAAGCACUACGAUUCUCAUGUCGCUUCCACUAGCUAUCUCCUUCGGUUCUUGAAGUAUAGGGCGCCCGAGACUAGCGACCAGGGUGACAAUGCCAUACCCCGCCACACCGAUAAGACCUUCUUGUCUAUACUUCACCAAAACCGCAUCAACGGCUUGGAAAUCAAGACCAAGGAAGGCGAGUGGAUCGGGUUCGACCUCCCUCCGAAUGCUUUCGUUGUCAUGGCGGGUGAUGCGAGCAUGGGUUGGAGCAAUGACAGGAUACGUUCAUGUGAUCAUCGAGUGGCCAUGAAGGCAAGCACCACCCGGUACACUCUGGGCUUGUUCUCGUUCCUUAGCGGCAUGGUUCAGGUGCCUCAAGAGCUCAUCGACGAGAACCACCCUCUCAAGUAUAAGCCAUUCGACAACGUGGGGAUGAUCCAUUUCUACGCCUCUGACGAGGGUCGCAAGCAUGAGUACACAGUCAAGGCUUAUUGCGGAAUCGAAACCCCGAUCAUCUGAUUAAUUAUAAGCUCAAUAAGCCCCUUGUUAUUUAUGUAAUUGUGUGUUGGUGUGUAAUUUGGCAAUGUUGCUUCAAAUGGUCUGUCGUUUCUAUUUUCCUUAAUGGAAUAAUCAUGUUAUGAGGACUCUCGCAAGUUUGUCAUGUCAGAAUAUUGGCUUCUUCUGCUUUUACAAUGAAAUUUGAUUAGCCUA